This is a messenger RNA of Pocillopora meandrina, 7336 nucleotides long. Lineage: Eukaryota; Metazoa; Cnidaria; Anthozoa; Scleractinia; Pocilloporidae. The record is from the annotation of a GenBank genome assembly.
CGCUGCUUGCCGGGAAAUCGUCGUAUCCGCCAUCAUGCCACCGAAGAAAAAAGCAACAAACGAACCAUCGAAGAAAACCGAUCAGAAAAAGAAAGAAAAGAUAAUCGAGGUAUUUGAAAGUCUUAUCAUAUUCUCGGAUAAUACAGCUCGUCUUCUGUCAACUUAUAUUUGUGAUCUUUGUCCAUUAUAGGAUAAAACUUUUGGUCUUAAGAACAAGAAAGGCAAGAAACAGCAGACCUUCGUAAAACAUGUGACUCAACAGGUUUGCGGAUUUAUUUAUUAAUUUUCAUGUUUUCCGGUUCUCUAAUUGUCUAAUGGUAACGCUUUAUCUUUUUUUCAUAAGGUGAAAUAUGGUGGAAAUCCCAGUGCGAGGAAGGUAUGUGUUACACACCCAAAGAGAAGGCACUUAAAGUUUAAAAUUAAACACAUGUACUGUACGUAUAAUUUUAUUUUGUGCUUAUCCGAGUUUUUAUGGCUAGUUUCUGAAAGUCUUUACUUUGGAAAGCAAUGAAUACUGUAUGAACAAUAUCACUCAGCUAUGAUGAGAUUGGUUUACAUCAGUGCGACAUUAUUAAAAAUAUUGUAAACUAUUCAAUAAGCUCACUGUGAUUCAUAAUACGUAGACCUGAUAGAACAGUUUUACUAUCAAAAGAGAAAUUAAAAUUAAAAAAGUUGAAAUUUUUAUGCAAAUUUUUCUUGAUUUUUCUUGACUUUUUAACAUUUAAGUUGAAGUUGCUAUAAUGUUACAAAGUAACAAAACAGGAUUGUUUCAUUUCAACUUCCUUUAUUGGAUCUCUUAAUUAGGACCUGUGCCAUGAUUGGUCAAAUUAGAAAGCCAUAUUUCACUGUACUGUACAGUUCACUAAAUUCAAAAGUUUGUUUGAAUGAAAUCUUCCCCCUUCUGUUUGAAACCACAGAUAUAGGAAAUAUCAUACUAACCCUAAUUUCUCAGUCUGUACUGUAAGUUACAGAACCUUGUAUGGCUGGCAUUCAUUAUGCUUAGGCCAGAAAUCCACAUUGGCAAUGCUCAGUCUGUAAUUUACUGAACAGACCUUUAACUCACUUAGUUAAUGGUAUUUAAGCUCAUGUGAUUAAGUGUUAGGAAGCUUUCAUGUUCACCUGCAAAGACAUCCUCUCUUUGAUUAAUGGCCAAAAAGUGCCCAGUUUUGUCAUAUUUUUCAACUUUUAGAUUGGGUGGAUUAUUUGCAUGUGAACAUUGAUGAUUAUUGAUAAGGGUAAUUUAGUAUUAGCAACUGAUUUGAUAACGUAAAUUGGCCACUGAAAGAGUUUCAAAGGUGAAGUUUUUACAAUUAGCCCUUCAUCAGAGGAAAUGAAGAAGGGAUAAACUCAAAAUGUUAGCUUUUAAACUCUUUAUGGUGGCCAAAUUACAUUAUCAACUCAGUUAAUAAUACCAAAUUACCCUGUUAUACUCUCCCACCAAUGCAGUACCACAGUUUCUUUAGAAAUGUACCCCCUCUAUCGAUUAUUAAUUUAUUUAUUUUCUUCCCUUUUAACUUUUUAUUGUGAAGCUUGCCCAAGAGCAGGACAGCAAGGUACCUGUACAUUUUUCUCUUGCAAGUCAUAAAAACAGUAUAUAACACUUAGACAUAGCACUUUUAGGCCAAAAAUUUCACACGUUUGUACCUUUUUUUGGUUAAGCAUUAAUAAACAUAAGUUUUGCAUGUGAGGGGUGUUGAAUGAGUCAUGGAAUCUCUUGUGAGUGCUGUUUGUAGGUAUAACUUAAGAACGUCAUUUCAGUAGCAGCAAAAAGGACCUCAUUACAAAAAUCUCUUUUUUAAAAAUAGUAAGAACAUUCACUCAAGGGACAGUGAUGACUAAAAAAAGUUUCCUUAGAAUGAGAGUUCCAAAUGCAUUGUUUUUUGGUGCAGACUACAGUUUAUGUCCCAUAUAUGGAGAUUUCUAGAAAGAGAGGCUCAUCUGUCAAGGACAUCAUGCAACUUUGGCAAUAACUUUUUUUAAAAUUGUUAUUUCAGAAAAAGAUUUCAGAACAGAAAAAGAAGGAACAAGAUGAUUUAAAUCAGCUUUUUAGGCCUGUUAUUGGGCAAAAAGUGUCUGCAGGUAAGUUUAGCAAGAUUUAGACAUCAGAAAACAUUUUACUGUUACAAAAACUGUCACAGAAGGUAGUGAUCAGAAUAUUUUGAUUAGCUCAGAGUCAGAGAAUGCAUUAGAAUGCAUAAUACAAUGCUGAGAAUGACCAUUAAACCAAUGACAAUCUCUAAGCAAGGUGGUUUCUUAGAUUUUAUCAUGGUACAUCAACAGGUGCUGAUCCCAAGUCAGUAGUGUGUGCAUUUUACAAACAAGGCCAAUGUUCCAAAGGUGACAAGUGUAAAUUCUCUCAUGAUAUCAGCUUGGACAGAAAAGGGGAGAAGAGGAGUCUGUAUGUCGAUGCCAGAGACGUAGAGGAGGAUGAGCUCAAAAAUGGUGAGUAACUUGGCAGUAAUCAGUUUCAAAUGUGCUGGAACUGACAACUUUGUAGCCUGGAACCAUCUGUCCUUAAACCUAAGAUACUGAAUGAUACUUUAAAUGGUUGAAAUUGAUAUCAGCUCUCAAAUGAUGAUUUUUAUUGAAAGCAGAUUAGGAUAUGGAUUGAGUGAAAAUGAAAGUGAUCAUUGCAGUUAUGAACAAUAUUUAAGCAGUCGUGAAAAUAGGGCCUGAGAAAAGUUCAGACCUGUAUGAGACUUGAAUCCAUGACCCCUGUGAUACCAGUACAGUGCUCUACCAACUGCCCUAAUGAGCCUAUUGGGAGCUGGUCUUAAUGUUGGUUCCAAAUUAUGUUUAUUCACUUAUUUGUCCAUGGUUUUCCACAUAUGAUUUUCACAUAUUCACAGUCAUUGAUAUGGAUUAAGUUGAGCAGAAGAGAGUUCACUUUUGUUUAAGGAUAGUCUAAACCAAGUUUGUGUUAAUCCUGGGCUAUGGUUAACUGUUCUUGACCGAGAGGCCCUAGGGUAUUAAUUUUUUUGUUCUCAAGGAGUUUUUUGGUUUGAAAUAGCUCUUAUAGACUUUGGCAUGAUCAUUCCUUUUUUCAGAUACCAUGGACAAGUGGGAUCAAAGCAAAUUGGAGGAAGUUAUUGAGAAAAAGCAUGGCGAAAAGGAGAAGUCAAUGCCCAAAACAGAAAUUGUGAGUUAAAAUUUUUAUUAGUUAUCAAUAUUACAUUUGUCUAAAAUAUACUUGUGGCUGGAGAAGGAGCAUGGCCAAUUGAUAGGUUAGCAGCUUGAGUUUCAAGUCCUGCUCUGACUGUAGACUGGCUGAAUUUGUCUUUCUCUGCACCUCACACACAGUUGUAAAUUAAUUGCUAACAGGUAUCAUCAAGCACACUGGAGUUUAAAUCAUGUUUUCAGGACUGCCAAUCUGGAAUAGUUUAGUUUCUUUCUGUUAUGAAGAGAGUAAUUAAUUGUUACCUGAAUCUGUCUGCCUUCACAAUAAUUUUGCAAACCUGUAUAGAUGUGUCUUUGAAACAAUGCAUUUAGUAUUAAUAGUUACUGAUUUCAGUUGAUAAUUUUUUUUAUAUAUCUAUAGACAUUUUUAUCUUUUAUGUAACUUUUUGUAAACUAAAUUCUGUUUUACCCUUCUGUUGUAAAGCAAUAUGAACACAUGGUUAGUAUGUAUUAUUAUUAGUAUAAGUAUUAUUAUUAUUAUUAUUAUUAUUAUUAUUAUUAUUAUCAUUAUCAUUAUUAUUAUUAUUUUAAUCAAACAUCCAUCUGCAAGUUGUGAAAACUUGUGUUUUAAGUGGUAAAAUUUUCAGUGAUGUCAUGGAUUUUUGUAAUAUAUUCCCAUUUUUUCUCUAAUUUUUUGUUCAGGUCUGUAAAUAUUUUCUGGAAGCUGUUGAGAAAGGACUCUAUGGUUGGUUCUGGAGUUGUCCAAAUGGACCAAAAUGUAUAUAUAGACAUGCACUGCCACCAGGCUUUGUGUUGAAAAAGAAGCAGGAAAAGGAGAUAAAAGACGAAAUAUCAUUUGAGGAGUUCAUAGAAACAGAGGUGAGCUGUAUUUCUUGAUUUCAUUGUAAUUUUCAGAGAACAAUCUCUGGAGUGGUAUGUUCACAAUCUUUUGCAGCGUUCUCCCUUUCCUAAGCAGUACUGGUAAGAUAAAUUUUCAAAUGGACAGAGCAACACUUUUACUUAUUGAAUUUCAAGAAUUCUAAGUGAUUUUAGGCAGUAAUGAGAGGUCCUGCAGGAGGUAAUUAAUUUUACCUGUUACUGUCUGUAAAGAAGAACACUACCUGUGACAUGUUUGAUUUGAACAUUUGAAGUCAAUUUUCCAUUUUUAAUUGUUGUUAUUGUUAUUGUUUUUGGCCUUUAGAGAGCAAAACUUGGUGGAAAUCUGACAAAGUUAACAUUAGAAACAUUCCUCGAAUGGAAAAAGAGAAAGGUAGGUGAUCCAUGUUGAAUUUUGCUUAAAAGCUACAGUUAUAAUUUUAGUACAUGUAAUUACAGUGUGUGUAUUAAGAAUGGAAAAAUCUUUCUUGAAUGUGACAUUUCAUUCCCUUUUACCAGUUAAAAGAAAAGAAAGAGAAAUUUGAAAAAGAGCAAGCCAAGAAAAAGGAUGACUUUAAGUCUGGUAGAAUUGUUGGAAAGGUAAGAUGUACUGAUAACUUUUGGACACACAAUUGGCAAGUGAUGUAGUGAGUGUCCACCCUUGCACUCCCAAGAUCUCAAUUGUAAUUCUCAUCGCUGUCCACCAUAGGAUUGGUAUGAUGUUAGUUUGAAAGAUUUUGGGAAUAUGAUCAACUAACAAUCCCCCAACUGAUAUUUUUCUUAAUUCCUGUCAUUUGUGUGUGUCAUAUUGUACUGAUAUGUAAUACUUAUUGUAUUGUAUUGAAUUACUAACUGUAAUUCUCAUCACUGUCUACCAUACAAUUCUCAUGGUGCUACUUUGGAGAAUUUGGAAUUGGAUCAACUAAUAAUCCCCCUAACUGAUAUUUUUCCUUAUUCUCAUCACUUGUGUGCAUCAUAUUGUACUGAUAUUGUAAUGAGAAAUUCUAUCUUGGUCUGACUCAUAGGAGUUAAAGGGUUCAGGAGUGAUGACCUGUAUUUUUGCUUCUGUAGGUGAGUGGUCGUGAAGUUUUCUUGUUCAAACCUGAGCUGGUGGAGGCUGAUGCUGAUGAUGAUGAGGCUACAGAAGAUAUGAGCAUUUACAGACGAGCGGAUGAUGGGGUAAGUAGUCUUUUGUGAUAAGUCAUUUACAUUGACGGAAGUAAUGUUUGCAAAAGAAACUUAACUUGAAUUGAAAAGGGUAAGUUUUUAAAGAAACUGUGCUGUGGUUUCCGUGGGGAGUAUUACACGUUAUCCUUUACACUCUAAAAUCAGUAUGCAUAUUCUCCAUACUGUUCUCUAUACAUUUCCUAAGGUGCUGACAAGGAGAAUUUGUUUACCAAUCAAAAGCUAAUUGUUUACCAAUCUUUCUUUGGUGAUCAUUUCCUUUAUUCUCAUGACCUCAAUGUGUGAUUCAGGGCUGAUAUUGUAGGGAGAAAUUUGAUGCUAGUCACUCUUAGGGUUUAAAGGGUUAAUAUUGUUUUGUCAAUUGAGUUGUUAAUAUGAAUUGGCCACCGUGAGGAUAUUCUGACGUUUCGAGCUCUGACGACGGGCAAAUGCUCGAAACGUUAACUAUAGAAACUCCUACGGUGGCCUAUUACUUUAUAAACUCAGUUGUUAAAACUAAAUGAUCUUGUUAACCCCUUUCCCCUUCCCCUACGUCAGUGUCACAGUUUCUUUAGAAACUUAACCCUCUCAUACGAGACCCAGCUUUCUGCUCAGGAGAGCGUUUGGUAAUGGCGGCACUCGUUCCUCUUUAGAAUCUCUGAACUUCUCUGGUUUCUCUUUUGUUAGGACGAAAUUGGUGAGGGUGCACCAGCCAGAGAGAUAACGUUGGAAGAAAUGAGCAGUGCCGCAAAGGAAGUCGACGGCACUGGUACAGUAGAUGUGUCAAGUAGCGCUGCUGAGAGAUUAAAAACCAAUCAAGCCACUAGCGAAACUCUCAACGAAAAUUCCGCUCAACAGGUGACUGUAAUUCUUCUUUGCUCUUUCAUGAAUCCAAAAGUAAUUGGUCAAUUUCAAUAUAGGCUUAAUAUGUCUGACGCCAAUUCUCAAACGUCCAAGAUUUUGCUGAUAUAUAAUGUUUUCAGGGCGCUCUUUAACCUCCAGUUCACCCCUAUAAUUCGCGAAAGAACUUUGCUCCUCUUUGAAUACGCAGCUUUCCUUUGUUUUUUCUCUCUCUUUGUUUACACAUUUUUGUUUUGUUUUGUUUUUUUCGAAGUGUAAAAUACUUGCUGUUCCUCACCUGCCCCCAUCACAAGAGCUUCAUCCCGAAAGUCGUUUUCCCCCAUGCAGCGACUUGAACGAAGCUGAUGAUGACUUUGCUCAGGUUGUAGAAACAUUAGUGACUGCAUCGGAAAAUAGUCCUUUUCAGGACCACCCUCCCUCUUUUCUCCCCCCCCCCUUCAGGAACCCAGAUAAAUUAUUGUUUGUUUGAUAGAAAGUAGAUUUUUUUUUGUUUUUCAUUUAUUUACCCCUCAGACACCCGACACGAGUAACGCCGAUGAAAACGGUCUCGACGAAGCUUGCGGCGGAGCAGACUCACCGGAAGGAGACGUGGACGCUGCCCUCGUUAAUGGAGUACCUAUUGAGGAGAGUUUGUUCGAGGAGGACGAUAUUGACGACCUAGAGCUUGAAGAUCUCGAAAUUGUCGAUUGACGACGUCAUAAAACUCUUCAAACUUCGAAAUCGCUGAGAACCAUCACUGCUGGAUCCGGAAAUCCUAUAGAAUCUCCUUGAAGGCAUUAUCUGGCAGUGAUUACAUAAUGGUCAACAGAGCCUGGCAGAAAUAAAUUGUUUCAAUGAAACUUAGCAAUUUGGGAAUAGACAUCUGUAACAGAAUUCGAAUCUAGUACUUUUUCCCUUUGGAAUGAAAAGGCCUGGGAGCUAAUAGGACUUGUACCCAGGACUUCAGGUUUCAAAGAUAAAGGUUUGGGAAGACUGCCAUCUUGAAAAGGGGCCAUCGGAAUGACUACGGCCAGCUACACUGAAUCAGUUGAUUUACAUUCCAUCACCCGGCCCUGUCUCGAAAAUGCCUACUAGGACAUUCUCAAAUUUAAUGAAUCACAUGUUAACUAAAUGACCAACAUUCUUUUACACGAACGCGUUUGAAACGCGUUCAAUUGCGAGGCGACUAUGAUAAAUACUGUUAUUUUUGUAGCCGAGAGGAGAGAAAAGGAGGUCGAUGAAGAUAAUUUCAUUAACUGCGUUCCUUCAGUGAUACCGAAGGGAAUUUUAAACGCGUCUCCCUCUUAAUGAAAUUCUUGCAAUAAAUGAUCUCUAAACA